This is a messenger RNA of Lolium rigidum, 1812 nucleotides long. RefSeq lists its product as uncharacterized. The record is from RefSeq and is a predicted model, not a curated record. Lineage: Eukaryota; Viridiplantae; Streptophyta; Magnoliopsida; Poales; Poaceae. Bases 1 to 1812 code for a protein of 603 amino acids. The transcript has a single exon.
AUGGCCACGGCGGCGUGCCGGAGAGCCGUCGUCCGCACUCUCCUCGGCCCACCGAUAGCUCCCAUCCGCGCGGCCGCAGUGAAGGUGCCGCCGGCAUCCACCGGCGAUUCGUUCGUAAACCAGCUCGACGCCAACUUCAACAAGCCUGCCGUGAAGCCGCCGCCGGCCAAGACCCGCACGGAGAACAACUCCCCGACUUUCGGCACCUCGGGGGACCCCUGCCUGGACUUCUUCUUCCACGUCGUCCCGGGCACCCCGGCCGCGUCCGUGUCCUCCCUCCUCGCCAAGGCCUGGGCGGCCGAGCCGCUCACCGCGCUCCGCCUCGCCUGCAACCUCCGCGGCGUGCGCGGCACCGGCAAGGCCGACCGUGAAGGCUUCUACGCGGCCGCGCUGUGGAUGCACGAGCACCACCCGGCCACGCUCGCCCUCAACGCUGGCCCCAUCGCCGACGUCGGCUACCUCAAGGACCUCCCCGAGAUCCUCCACCGCAUCGUCAACGACGACCGCCGCCUCGGCCGGUUCCACGCGCGCAAGCCGCGCCGGGAGAUGUCACCGGACGAGGCCCUGGAGCUCAGGCGGCUCCGCAUUGUGGCCGCCAUGAGGGCCGUGGAGAGGUACCACGGGGACCCGAGGUACCGCUUCCUGCACGACUGCACGGCCGACCUCUUCGCUGGCAUGCUCGCCGAGGACAUGCGGAGGCUCGCGGACGGCAAGCUGCCCGAGAUCUCGCUCGCCGGGAAAUGGUGCCCCUCGCUGAAGAGCCGGUACGACCGCUCGACGCUGCUCUGCGAGGCCAUCGCGCGCCGCCUCUUCCCCAAGGGCUCCGCGCCCGAGCUCUCCGAGGACCUGCCGGAGUCGAACUACGCGAGCCGGGCGCGCGCGUGCCUCCGCAAGGCGGCGCUCGUGCCGCUCCGCCGCGCGCUCGAGCUGCCGGAGGUCUUCGUCGCGGCGCGCGCGUGGGGGGAGGUGGUGUACCCGCGCGUCGCCUCCGUCGCCAUGAGGAACUACAGGGACCUCUUCCUCGAGCACGACGCCGAGCGCUUCUGCCAGUACCUCGAGAGCGUCAGGGCCGGCAAGGCCAAGAUCGCGGCGGGCGCGCUGCUCCCGCACGAGAUCCUGGCGUCCGUCGGCACCGACGGCGAGGACGUCGCGGACCUGCAGUGGCAGCGCACGGUGGACGACCUGCUGGCGCUCGGCAAGCUCAACAACUGCCUCGCCGUGUGCGACGUGUCCGGCAGCAUGACCGGGCUCCCCAUGGACGUCUGCGUCGCGCUCGGCCUCCUCCUCUCCGAGCUCUGCGACGAGCCGUGGCGCCACCGCGUCAUCACCUUCAGCCAGUGGCCGCAGCUGCACCAUGUCAAGGGGGCGACUCUGUGGGAGAAGACCCAGUUCAUCCGCGACAUGCAUUGGGACAUGAACACCGACUUCCAGGCGGUGUUCGACCAGCUCCUGCGUGUGGCGGUCGACGGCAACGUCCCGCCGGAGCGCAUGGUGAAGAAGGUGUUUGUGUUCAGCGACAUGGAGUUCGACGAGGCGUCUUCGAGGCCGUGGGAGACCGACUACGAGGCGAUCACGAGGAAGUACUGGGAUGCCGGGUACGGCGGCGCGGUGCCGCAGAUUGUCUUCUGGAACCUGCGGGAUUCGAGGUCCGUGCCGGUCAUGGCGGAGCAGAACGGGGUGGCGCUGGUCAGCGGCUUCUCGAAGAACAUGUUGAAGCUGUUCCUCGACGGCGCCGACGCCAUGACGCCGAGGGCCGUCAUGGAGAAGGCCAUUUCAGGGCGGGAGUACGAGAAGCUCGUCGUGUUCGACUGA